Molecule: messenger RNA, 3344 nt
Organism: Syngnathoides biaculeatus (alligator pipefish)
Lineage: Eukaryota; Metazoa; Chordata; Actinopteri; Syngnathiformes; Syngnathidae
Gene: faah
Product: fatty acid amide hydrolase
Exons: 15
Coding region: 550-2319 (589 amino acids)
Biological process (GO): fatty acid catabolic process
Molecular function (GO): amidase activity; fatty acid amide hydrolase activity
Source: RefSeq, a predicted model, not a curated record
GCUUUUAUAUUUACUUUGGAUUUGCUUUGUGAGAUAACAGUUUGAAUUAUUCAAGGGGAGUAAAUUAAAGAAUGAAAACCUCUCAUGGGAUAGUAAUAUGUUCAGAGAAAUAGGAAAGUAGAAACUUCCAUUAUUAUUUUAAAAUGUAUUGUAUAUGAUUACUAGGAUUCAUUUUAAAUGAUUAAAUAAUCCAUCCUAUUAUUUUUUUCAAAAUUAAUGAAAUAUAUGGUUAAACGUGCAAACAAUGAAAGGUAACUGAGCGGGAGUGGUUACAUUCACUGUGACAAUGGUGCCCCCUGUUGGUCAAUUGUAGGCAAAUCUUGAAUAGUUGCCACAGACACUAGAUGCGCAUGCGCAGAUAGUAACGUCUUCGAGGAAACGUCGCAUUUAUCUUGAACAAAUUAUUGUAGUUCAUAAAUACACAACAUGAUAGCUAAAGCCCCCUCUUAAAGAUAUAACACCGAUGGGUGGCUCCCAUAAAAAAAAAAAAAAGUUGUGAACAAGACUGAGCAGACGUCAAUUGCUUCGGAGCAGCGGACAAGGCUAAGUAUGGAGAAGGUGAAACAGUUUCUCCCAUGGCUGGAGUUGGACACUCGGUCGACAGUCGCCCUCGUCGCCGGGGUUGCCGCCUGCCUCGCGGGGGCUCUGGUGGUUCUGGCCCGGGGGGUCGGCGGCCGCGUGGAGGCCGGGAGGAAGAUUCAAAGAGCCAGAAAACGCAGAGAUGGCAGCCUGGAGAAAGCCGAACAGGCUGUACUUCAGUACAAGAACUUGCAUCCCAAGAUGGACUCCUCUCUCAUUUUGUCCUUGUCCCUUUCCGAGCUGACAAAUAAACUGCAGAAUGGUCUGCUGAGUCCCGAAGAUGUGUUUUACUCCUACGUGGAAAAGACUAUCGACGUGAACAAAAAGUUGAACUGUUGCACCGGUAUCUUGCUGGAGAGCUUUGAGCAUCUGAAAGCGCUGGACCCCAACGACCGAGGUCUCCUGUAUGGCGUUCCGGUCAGCAUCAAGGAGAACGUGGCGUACAAGAACUCCGACUCCUCGUGCGGCCUGGUCCUCAACCUGGACCAGCCGUCCGAGACGGACUCUGUAAUCGUGCAGGUCCUGAGGAGCCAAGGCGCCAUUCCAUUUGUCAAAACCAACAUCUCUCAGAGCAUGUUGAGUUACGAAUGCAGUAACGUCAUCUAUGGACCGACGGUGAACCCCCACAACCUCCAAAAGACCAGCGGAGGUUCUUCGGGCGGGGAGGCAGCCCUCAUUGGCGGAGGAGGCUCCAUACUCGGCAUCGGCAGCGAUAUCGGGGGCAGCGUCCGUAUCCCCGCAGCAUUCUGCGGGAUUUGCGGCUUCAAACCUACAGGGGGGCGACUGAGCAAGCAGGGUAUGAGCACUAUUUGCUUGGGGCAAAAGUCAGUGACAGGAUCAGCCGGGCCCUUGGCGAAGGAUGUGGACAGCCUGGCCCUAUGCAUGCAGGCGUUGCUCUGCGACCACAUGUUUGCCCUGGAUCCAACCGUCCCUCCCGUGCCUUUUAAUGUGCAGGUGUAUAAGUGCACCAAGCCUCUGAGGAUCGGCUACAUGGAAAGCGACGGCUUCACGCAACUGACGCCGAGCAUGACCCGAAGCCUCCGAGAAGUCAGAACUUUGUUGGAGCAGGCGGGGCAUACCCUGGUGCCGUACACUCCUCUGAGGAUCAAGGAGAAUUUUGAAGUCACUACCAAAGGCGUCUUUGCAGAUGGAGGCGCCAACCUGAUACAAAAACUGAAAGGGGGACCUCUUGAUCCAUCCCUCAAACUUCAAGUCUACCCUUUCUAUCUCCCGUGCUGGUUGAGGAAGACCCUCUCCUUCCUGAUGAGGCCUCUGUCCCCUCGUGGUUCUUCCCUCAUGCGAGCCUCCACUGGAGUUGGAUCCGUUUUGGAGUUGUGGAAGCAGCACGCGGCGGUGGAGGACUAUAUUCAGGAGACCUUGGCCGAAUGGACGAGGCGCGACAUUGACGUGCUGCUCUGCCCCAUGUUCGGACCCGCCUACAACUUCUUUUACUGCGGCAGGCUUCCUUUUCCUCUGUUUUACACGGCAAUCUACAAUCUGCUCAAUUUCCCUGCCGGCGUGGUCCCCGUUACCACGGUGACGGCCGAGGACGAGGAGGAACUGCGGAAUUAUAAAGGCUUGUUCCAGGACUUCUGGGACAAGCUUUUCAAAAAGGCAUUGUUGGGAGGCCGAGGUCUGCCGAUGGCCGUGCAGUGUGUGGCUCGCCCGUGGCAAGAUGAGUUGUGCCUGCGCUUCAUGAAGGAGGUGGAGGAGCUUGUGAAACAGAGCAGGAUGAAGUAAGGCCUCAACCGUCGACGUCUGGACACUCAAGAUGGGCCAGUCUGUGACGUUAUUGUCAAAUGCAACCGUUUCCUCUUUGCGCAGCUUGUGUGUAUUUUAAUGGAAAGAAGCGCAAUACACCUGACACGCAAUACCAGUUAAAAAUACUUUGUAGAGCUAUUGAAUAAGAAACUGUGUAAACCUUUCCCUGGUGUGUAGCCUUCCAUAUGUAAUAGUGGGGGGGGGGAUGGGCGUGUGUCCCAAUACUUUUGUUCAUGAGUCUAUGGUAGUCCAUUGGAAGUAUAGCGAUUGGAAAUACUGACAAAAUGAUGGUUCUGCAAUGAUAGGAAAGCAACUAUACAUUUUUUGUUGAAGGAAUUGUUGUUGCAUACAUUGAAAGUGCAAACGGAAUCAAACGGACCAAAACUUCGUGGGCUAUUUUUGACAAGUGUGAAAAUAGUUGGAGCAAUAAAAGAAAAACAGGUUGUUAAAGGCCUCAUGCUAACACAUGAUUCAAAACGGCAUAGAUGGGCUAACACAAUGUUGUAAUGUAAAUGUUUGACUACAAACUGUUUUGCUUCACCCUAACCCUAAUGUGGCGAUAAUCAUGAGCUUGCACUUUUUGAUUCUCUAAGAAAGUUUUGAAAAACGACUUUAUUUACUGCACGACUGCAUUAUACUGCCCCCCGAUGGCUAAAUUGCUUACAUCACAAGGCGCAGCAAUAAAUUAGUCAUGAUGCACUAAAAUUCUAUGCAAUUACGUGAGUACUCUGUUUUGAUAAAGUGUAUUUUUUCAUUUUUGCACUAAAGACUUGAAGUAAAACAUGAUAAAAAUGAUGCACUCCUGUUUUUGAGUUGUUUGAAGGAUGUAAUCCUGUAAUCAUUUUCACAUCUCAUUGACCUUUCUAUGUCUUUAAAAUGUUUAGACUUACACGAUCAUUGCUCAUUUUUCCCCAUUUGGGCCGUUCCAUGAUAUGUGAUGUAGUAUUAUUUUGAAUUAAACUUUCUGUUUACAAACCCGCACUGCGACCGCUCACUGGAAUGUC